This is a messenger RNA of Fomitopsis serialis, 162 nucleotides long. RefSeq lists its product as uncharacterized. Gene Ontology annotation, biological process: transmembrane transport. The record is from RefSeq and is a predicted model, not a curated record. NCBI's taxonomy places the organism in Eukaryota, Fungi, Basidiomycota, Agaricomycetes, Polyporales, Fomitopsidaceae. Gene Ontology annotation, molecular function: transmembrane transporter activity. The transcript has a single exon. Gene Ontology annotation, cellular component: membrane. The annotation marks the transcript as partial.
GCAGUCCCAAACCCUGUCCUCGGCGGCGUGACGACACUCCAGUUCGCGUCCGUCGUGGUUUGGGGUGUGCGCAUGCUCGCGUACAACCGCUUCACGCCGCGGGACUGCUUCGUGCUCACCGCGGCACUCUUGUUUGGGCCCGGGACAUCCUCGUGCCCGACU